AUGCUCUACCAGCAUAUCCCAUUGAAGAGUAACUCGCAAACGAGGGUGUUGGUUCUCCAGCCUGCUCAAGAAAAGUCGGAGGUUCUGGUUGGAUCUUUGAGAGUAUGUGACCUACAAAAGUCGCUGGGAUUCAUCAUCCCAUCUUCUCCAUUUGAGGCCCUCUCCUAUGUCUGGGGUCCUCCAAGCGCGAUGCACACCCUCACGCUCGGUACUGCGUCUCUGCCUAUCACAGCCAACUGCGAUGCUGCACUGAGAGAGCUGAGAUGGCCCUCUAAAGAGCGCCAUCUCUGGAUCGACAGCGUUUGCAUAGACCAGACGGACGGUGGCAUCCAAGAAAGGAACAUCCAAGUUGCUAUGAUGGGUGACAUCUAUGAAGCAGCUUCUGAUGUCCUGGUUUGGCUUGGUCCAAGCGACGAGAAGACUACGGCACUCUUGCGACACUUUAAGCGGCUGUAUCUAAUUCAGGAUGACUUUUGGGAAGACCUUGCGCUUACAUUCGCAGAGGACAAGUGGAAAACGUCACAGAUGUGGGCUGUCCAAGAAAUCAUCGAAGAUCUCCUCAGCAGAACUUGGUUUGAGAGAAUGUGGACCCUCCAAGAGCUUCUGCUCGCAAACCACGCUACAGUCAUGUGUGGCACUCAGUCCAUGUCAUGGGAUGCGCUCUGCCAGGCUUUGGAGCUCAUCGAGGCCUCGUUUCCCUUGUCGAGUAAGGGAACUCGGAACUUUGUGAACUGCUUCUACGCGUGCUCCGACUUCAAAGAGAUGUUGGAGAACAUUGAAAACAGCGAGGCUGACGAUGGAGCUAAAGUGCUUUCGAGGAUGGUUCAUCAUUCGAGAAUCAGACACGCCACAAACCCCAAGGACAAGAUCUUUGCACUCUACGGCCUCUCACAGAAGCUGAAGAAGCCCAUGCCGCAGCCUGACUACACUCAAUCCAUUGCAGAGAUAUACACCAAGGCCACUGUUGCUAUCAUGCAGCAAGACAACUCUCUCUGGCCACUGGAGAACUUGUGGAGCGAGAACCGGCGAGGUGAUCUUCCUUCAUGGGUCCCGGACUGGAGUGAGGACUCCCGCUGGUCCGAUGAUCUCAAUCAGGACUUUGGGCAUAUUCCUUUGGAUUAUGCAGAUCGCGACAUCCCUUCUCACUGGGAUGGACCAACAGAGCCAACCGCGGCGAUCAAGAUAUCUCCCGACUACAACAAACUCACCCUCAGCGGCAGGGAAAUAGGAGUUGUUGAUCAUGUGUUUGACGAUUCCAACAGAGUGCAAGCUCAAACCGAAGCCAUCGCUGCAUCUAAUGAGACUGUCGAGUAUGAACUGGUGAUGCGAAAGCACGGAGCAGAGACAAUCAAGCUCUUCCGAAGGCUAUGCUCGCGUGGGUCUGAGGGAGACCAGUCUGAAGCUCAACUCUGUCAGUUGUUGCUCACAAACAACCCAACACAACCUGAGACAUCCUUCAUGUCAGGACUCCGAGCUCUGAAAUGCGUGUUUGAGACAGAAGCAUCCGAGAAGAACCGACGGUAUAUCUUUACUCGAGCAAGAAACAAACUGAUGAGAGCCACAAAUCAGACGAGAGCUACAAAUGAGAUGAGAGCUACAAAUCGGAUGAGUAGGGAUCCGCAAGUCCUAUCCUACGUUGAGUCUGAUGUCGAUGCUGCACUCGACGUCAUCUUUGGCGAAUCUGAUGUUGAUAGUCACGAGUCAUGGAUAGAAGGCGACUGCGAUAGAUCGUUGUUCAACUCUUUGAUAUCUGCUGCUAGCCUUUACCGUCUGGUUAGGGGCCUUUGGAUUAAGAGGUCGAUCUUCACAACAGACACGGAGCUCCUCGGGUAUGCCCAUGGACGAGUCUUCAAAGGCGAUAGGGUGGCCAUGUUUGUUGGUGCCGAUGUUCCAAGUGUGAUCAGGCCUUGCGGGGGAGAGUUUAGGAUCCAGGGGCCUGCUGUUGUCAAGGCAAGAGGGAGCAUUGUGGAUGUUCUUCAAGGCUCGUCGUUGGAAGAAUUUGUAUUGCUCUAG
Fusarium vanettenii 77-13-4 is the source of this 2013-nucleotide messenger RNA. RefSeq lists its product as uncharacterized. The transcript is spliced from 2 exons. NCBI's taxonomy places the organism in Eukaryota, Fungi, Ascomycota, Sordariomycetes, Hypocreales, Nectriaceae. The coding region runs from base 1 to 2013 and encodes 670 amino acids. The record is from RefSeq and is a predicted model, not a curated record.